Molecule: messenger RNA, 1149 nt
Organism: Coccidioides immitis RS
Lineage: Eukaryota; Fungi; Ascomycota; Eurotiomycetes; Onygenales; Onygenaceae
Product: urease accessory protein UreD
Exons: 1
Coding region: 1-1149 (382 amino acids)
Molecular function (GO): nickel cation binding
Source: RefSeq, a predicted model, not a curated record
AUGCCCUCCAACAACAUCGUAAACUCGCCGUUCUCGACCUCAAUUGCACCUGGACGCGGUGAAGUCGUACUCUCAAUUCUUCCUCCCGGGAUCCCUUCCCUUAGCACCCUUUCUUACAGAUACCCUUUGAAGCUGCUCUCGCGUAUACCCGGCUGCGAGCUUGAUUCUAAAUUCCCCGCCUCUGCGACUACACCAGUGCAUUUAUAUCUCCUUUCCUAUGGUGGCGGUCUCUUACCAGGGGACCAUAUCGAUGUCACGAUAAAGUUACGGCCGCGCAGCCGGCUUAUAGUUACUACUCCCCAAGGUAGCACGAAGAUAUACAAGACUGAAUCCCAGGCGAAAAGAGGCGACGUUGCUCGGCGGGGUACCAAUGUCUCCAAACUGGAUAGAAGCCAGCAGAUAAUAAAUGUCGAAUUAUCUACUGAAUCCGCUAUACUUUACUUGCCUGAUCCUUCUGUACCAUUUGAAAGGAGUAAAUAUGAGCAGAUUCAGCGUUUUACACUUCUUCAGGGGGAACGUUCGCCUCAGCCAGUAACGGACGACAUAGAAGCUAAGAGAGCUCAUCAAGCCAGUCUCUGUCUGCUCGACUGGGUAACAGAAGGCCGUAGUGCAAGGGGUGAGAAAUGGUCAUUUGACUUCUGGGAGGGCCGUAAUGAGGUAUGGGCUCGGGACUGCAGGACGAGCAAGAGCAGGCUUCUUGUCCGCGACACGGUAACAUUAUGCAACGAGGGUAGUACUAUCCCAGACGAGAAUGGCACGCCAAGGAGAGAUGAUAAUCUUCGCAGGCGACAAGCGUAUCUUUCGACGGCUCCUCUCUCGAUAGCAUCCCGGACCGCUUCUCACGGCGUCCUCGGCACCUUAAUUCUAUACGGACCCGUAUUCGAAUCUCUUUCCACGUUUUUCAUGGAAAAGUUUUCUUCGCUGCCCCGAAUUGGUACUCGUUUCUCUUCGUCUCCCGACUCAGAGGCCAAAUCAAAGUCCAAAGACAGUGAUCUUACAUGGACUGCAGCGCGAGUCCGCUCAGGCUUCGUGAUAGUCAAAUUUGGUGCACCUGAUUUCGAAUCAGCCAAACGCUGGCUAGGCAGUAUAUUCCGCGAAGAAGGUAGCGUUGAGAAGGAGUUUGGCGACGAGGCACUGUCAUAUCUCUAA